GGGGGCCGGGCGGCGGGAAGUCGGUGGCUCAGUCCCCGACAGCUCCGCGCUCUGGGCCGGGUGUGCGGCUGCCGCGCCGCCUGUUGCUCGCGCCUCCGGGCCGCCGCUUCCCGCCCGCGGUCCAGGGGCAGGCGGCCCGAGAGGUGCCACGCACGGGCAGCCUCCCGCCCUCCCGUCCUCGCGCCUGGGGGGACCUCCCUGAACCGGCCCACGGAGCGCGUCCCGAGAGCCCCGCGCCCGGCGCGAUGAACACGACCUUCCUGAACCAGAGCGACCUGGAAGCGGCGGGCGGCGUCCAGGGGAACCGCAGCCACGGCCUGGGCACGUGGCUGGGCUGCUGCCCGGGGGGCGCGCCGCUGGCCGCCAGCGACGGGGUCCCCGCGGGGCUGGCGCCCGACGAGCGCAGCCUGUGGGUGGCGCGCGUGGCGCAGAUCGCCGUGCUCUGCGUGCUGUCGCUCACCGUGCUCUUCGGCGUCUUCUUCCUGGGUUGCAACCUGCUGCUCAAGUCGGAGAGCAUGAUCAACUUUCUGGUGCAGGAGCGCCGGCCCUCCAAGGACGCGGGCGCCGCCAUCCUGGGGCUGUACUGAGCGCCCGGCGCGCCCCUGGGCCACGCGCCUCGGGGGCUGCUCGGACACACGAGCCCCCGGGUCCGCAGCCACGUUCUCCGGCCCGGAGCAUCCCGAGGCUCGAGGGGCGGCGGCCGACAGCCCUGCACGGGCGCCCCAACCCCGGCGACACCGCGCGUCUCGCGGAAAGGGACCUCCUGACCCGGCUCCCCGGUCCAUCGUGCGCUCCA
This is a messenger RNA of Sorex fumeus (smoky shrew), 796 nucleotides long. It is a transcript of the gene RPRML, whose product is annotated as reprimo like. The record is from RefSeq and is a predicted model, not a curated record. Lineage: Eukaryota; Metazoa; Chordata; Mammalia; Eulipotyphla; Soricidae. The transcript has a single exon. The coding region runs from base 246 to 587 and encodes 113 amino acids.